Molecule: messenger RNA, 602 nt
Organism: Strongylus vulgaris
Lineage: Eukaryota; Metazoa; Nematoda; Chromadorea; Rhabditida; Strongylidae
Source: the annotation of a GenBank genome assembly
AUGCCUGUUCUUUCCGAUUUCAGUCCGACCUAUACAAAUUUGAAUCGACUAAUCGCUCAAGUGGUCUCCUCCAUCACAGCAUCAUUACGUUUUGAUGGCGCACUAAAUACAAACCUCGUUCCUUACCCAAGAAUUCAUUUCCCGCUGGUCACCUAUGCUCCCAUCAUAUCAGCCGAAAAGGCCUACCAUGAGCAGCUCACUGUCUCCGAAAUCACGAAUGCAUGCUUCGAGCCAGGCAGCCAAUUGGUCAAAUGUGAUCCGCGAAAUGGCAAAUACAUGGCAUGCUGUUUAUUGUUUAGAGGAGACGUUGUCCCAAAGGAUAUCAACUCGGCCAUAGCUGUGAUCAAAACGAAAAGGAAUAUUCAAUUUGUCGCCCCAGUUAUUAGAAAGUCAUUGUCGAAAGCCUUCGACCUCAGGUGCCCGACUGGCUUCAAGGUCGGCAUUAACUAUCAGCCGCCGACCGUGGUCCCCAAUGGUGAUAUGGCUAAACUUCAGCGAGCGGUCUGUAUGCUAUCCAACACUACUGCGAUCCAGGUGAGGUUCUUAGGGAUUGGAACAACGGCUCUGAGACUUCCUUUUUCAGAAUUUAUCAUACGUUAACA